Molecule: messenger RNA, 972 nt
Organism: Peniophora sp. CBMAI 1063
Lineage: Eukaryota; Fungi; Basidiomycota; Agaricomycetes; Russulales; Peniophoraceae
Source: the annotation of a GenBank genome assembly
AUGGCCGACACCCAGCUCUAUACUGAAUCCUUUGUAGAUGGGCCUGCUACCAAUCCGCCAGUCAAACUAUAUACGCGCACUUAUGCGCCCGCGCAUGCACAACCGAAGGCGGCCAUAGUCCAUGUCCACGGCUUUCUCGAACAUAGCGGACGUUAUACGCGCCCACACUCGCGCUGGGCGGCAGCUGGAUUCGGCCUCUUCUCCUAUGAUCAGCGUGGCUUUGGUUUGACGGCGCUCGAGAAGGACGGGAAGCACAAGAAGGGUCCCGGUGCCAGUCUGUAUGGCCACGCGAGCGACGCCGAGCAGGUCCGCGACGUGCUUUGGGCAGUUGAGCACGUCGAGAAGUUGUGGCCCGGAACGCCCAUAUAUCUUAUGGGGCACUCCAUGGGAGGCGGCCUGGUGUUGGCCGCGUUGACGCGCGCAGGGACACAGGAGCAACUUACAUCGAAGAUUCGCGGCGUCAUCGCUAGUUCUCCAUGCAUUGCGCUCACGCAUCCUCCCUCGUCCAUUCUACGUCGCGCGGGAGGUUGGGCGUCGAAGCUUUCUCCGAACAUGCCGCUCAACGCCCCGGUGGACGGCUCCGCCCUCAGUCAUGAUCUGUCCGUUGGCGAGGCCUUCAAGGCGGAUCCCCUCAUUCAGGCCAAGGUCACGGUUGGAAUAGUUGAGGCGAUGCUCUCUCGCGGCGAAGAACUCAGUCGUCAGCGCAAGAUAUCCUGGCCUAGCACGCUUCCUCUCCUCGUGGUCCAUGGCGACAAGGAUGAGGUGUGCUCUAUCCAGGCAACUCGCAAGUUCUUCGACAAGGUCGAGGCGAAGGACAAGAUGUUAUCUGUUUACCCUGGCGGCUAUCACGAACUGCACAACGAGCCAGAUGGCGUCGCGGAGAAGUUCGUCGACGAACUCAUUGCUUGGGUCCAGAAGCACGUCGAUUCUUCACAGGCUCCCGCUUUUGAGCGCACCUCUUCACGCCUAUAG